AUGGCCUCGUAUCCUAAGAAGAAGUGCGGUGUUUUGGGCGCCACCGGCUCCGUGGGCCAGCGGUUUAUCCUCCUCCUUGCCGACCACCCUUUCCUGGAGCUGCACGCCGUCGGUGCGUCUGAGCGUUCUGCGGGCAAACAGUACAAGGAUGCCGUGAGAUGGAAGCAGUCUACGGCUAUGUCGGAGAAGCUUAGCACACUCGUCCUUCGCGACUGCAAGGCUGAACAGUUCGCUGACUGCGAUCUCGUCUUCUCUGGACUCAACAGCGACAUUGCGGGUGACGUUGAGAUGGAAUUCAUCAAGGCCGAUAUCCCCGUUUUCUCGAAUGCGAAGAACUACCGCAAGCACCCUCUCGUCCCUCUCGUCGUCCCCACCGUCAACCCCCACCACCUGGACCUCAUCCCUCACCAGCGCAAACACUUCGGCCUGAAGAAGGGAUUCUUGGUUUGCAACUCUAACUGCGCUGUCAUUGGUGUUGUCAUCCCGUUCGCUGCCCUGCAGGCCAAGUUUGGACCUGUUGAGGAGGUGGAAGUCUUCACCGAGCAGGCUCUCUCUGGAGCUGGUUACCCGGGUGUCCCCAGCAUGGACAUCCUGGACAAUGUCAUUCCUUUCAUCAGCGGUGAGGAAGACAAGCUUGAGAACGAAGCUCAGAAGAUCUUGGGCUCCUUGAACGCCGAUGCUACUGCUUUCGAAGAGCAGUCCGGUCUCCGUGUUGGCGCCACUUGCACUCGUGUUGGAGUCACUGACGGUCACAUGGCGUUUGUUUCCUUGCGCUUCAAGAACCGCCCCGCUCCCAGCGCAGAGCAGGUGGCCCAGGCCAUGAGGGAGUACCAGUCGGAGGCUCAGAAGCUGGGCGCUCCUUCUGCACCCGCGCAGGCUAUCCGGGUGUUCGACGAGCCCGACAGACCCCAGCCUAGACUGGACCGGGACAUCUCCAAGGGCUACACCGUUAGCGUUGGACGGGUGCGCGACGGCAACGAGGGUGGCUAUUUCGAUCUCCGCUUUGCUGCUCUUUCCCACAACACCGUUAUCGGUGCUGCUGGAUCGUCCAUCCUCAACGCGGAGGUUGCUGUCAUCAAGGGCUACAUCUAA
Messenger RNA from Aspergillus luchuensis, 1092 nucleotides. Its product is annotated as aspartate-semialdehyde dehydrogenase family protein. Gene Ontology annotation, molecular function: NADP binding; aspartate-semialdehyde dehydrogenase (NADP+) activity; NAD binding. The coding region runs from base 1 to 1092 and encodes 363 amino acids. The record is from RefSeq and is a predicted model, not a curated record. Gene Ontology annotation, biological process: L-threonine biosynthetic process. Lineage: Eukaryota; Fungi; Ascomycota; Eurotiomycetes; Eurotiales; Aspergillaceae. The transcript is spliced from 3 exons.